AUGCCACAAACAGCAGGCCUAUCCCGCAGCUCCAACCCUGCCGCCACCCCAGAAACAGCAGGCCUAUCCCGCAGCUCCAACCCUUCCGCCACCCCAGAAACAGCAGGCCUAUCCCGCAGCUCCAACCCUGCCGCCACCCCAGAAACAGCAGGCCUAUCCCGCAGCUCCAACCCUGCCGCCACCCCAGAAACAGCAGGCCUAUCCCGCAGCUCCAACCCUGCCGCCACCCCAGAAACAGCAGGCCUCUCUCGCAGCUCCGUCCUGCCGCCACCCCAGAAACAGCAGGCCUAUCCCGCAGCUCCAACCCUGCCGCCACCCCAGAAACAGCAGGCCUCUCUCGCAGCUCCGUCCUACCGCCACCCCAGAAACAGCAGGAAUAUCCCGCAGCUCCGUCCUGCCGCCACCACCAACCAUAAACAUCUCAAUCGGUGCUGA
Molecule: messenger RNA, 435 nt
Organism: Macrosteles quadrilineatus (aster leafhopper)
Lineage: Eukaryota; Metazoa; Arthropoda; Insecta; Hemiptera; Cicadellidae
Product: testis-specific gene A8 protein-like
Exons: 1
Coding region: 1-435 (144 amino acids)
Source: RefSeq, a predicted model, not a curated record